CAAGCGAAGAAGAACCCAAAACCCUCUUCUUCUUCUUCUUCUUCAUGGAUUCCUCUCAUGGUCCUUCAUCGGAAUCCAUGCCGGAUCAAGCCCUAGACGCUGCCGGAGGAGGCUCAUCCGAUGACCCUGUGCUCCUCCACGGUGACCUUGAGCUUUGGAUCAUCGAAGCCCGUAGUCUCCCCAAUAUGGACGUCUUCUCCGAGCGCUUCCGCCGCUGCUUUGCCCCCUGCCGCUCCCUGCUUUCCACUGCGACUCGUUCCAUCUUCGACCCCCAGAAGCAGCAGCAGCAGCAGCACCAUCACCACAAGAUCAUCACCAGUGACCCCUACGUUAAGGUCUCCAUCGCCGGCGCCACCGUUGCUCGCACUCGCGUCAUCUCCAACGCUCAGGAUCCACGGUGGGACGAGCAUUUCACGAUUCCUCUCGCUCACUUCGCGAGUUUCAUCGAGUUCCAGGCUAAGGACAAUGAUACUUUCGGCGCCCAGGUCAUCGGCGCCGUUCGGGUCGCUGCUGCCCGAGUCGCCUCCGGCGAGGUUAUUGAAGAUUGGUUCUCGGUUAUUGAUUCCACUGGGAAGCCGCCGAAGCCUGACUCUGCUCUUCAUCUCAAGAUGCAGUUUUUCCCUGUUGAAUCGAAUUUAUUGUACUGUAAUGGUGUGGCUGGAGAUCCUGAGAAGAAGGGGAUUAGAGGGACCUAUUUCCCUCUUAGGAAAGGGUGCUCAGUGAAGCUCUAUCAGGAUGCGCAUUUUCAGGAUGGGGAAUUGCCUCCGAUUGAGCUGGAAAAUGGGGCGGUUUAUGAGCAAGGGAAAUGCUGGGAAGAUAUAUGCAAUGCUAUCUUGGAGGCGCAUCACAUGAUUUAUAUUGUGGGUUGGUCGGUGUUUACAGAGGUGAGGCUAGUGAGGGAGCCUCCCCGGGAUCCAUCUUUGCCUGAGAGUUACACACUGGGUGACCUACUGAAGUACAAGUCACAGGAGGGGGUUCGGGUGUGCUUGCUGGUUUGGGAUGAUAAGACUUCCCAUGACAAGCUCUGCUUCAAGACGGCAGGAUUGAUGCAAACUCAUGAUGAGGAAACAAAGAAAUUUUUCAAGCAUUCAUCUGUUAUUUGCGUGUUGUCGCCUCGAUACGGUAGCAGAAAGCUCAGCCUUUUCAAGCAACAGGUUGUGGGGAAUCUCUUUACGCAUCAUCAAAAAUGUGUUUUAGUUGAUACUCAAGCUUCUCGAAAUAAGAGGAAGAUUACUGCUUUCAUUGGAGGUCUUGAUCUUUGUGAUGGUCGCUAUGAUACUCCUCAGCAUAGAAUUUUUUGUGACCUUGACACUGUAUUUGCAAAUGAUUUCCACAACCCCACAUUUGCUUCAGCAACCAAAGGACCAAGACAACCAUGGCAUGAUUUACAUAGCAAAAUUGAAGGGCCUGCUGCAUAUGAUGUCCUUAAAAAUUUUGAACAGCGUUGGCGAAAAGCAACAAAGUGGAAAGAAUUUGGAAAACGCUUUAGAAAAGUAUCUCGUUGGAGUGAUGAUGCACUAAUAAAGCUCGAACGUAUUUCAUGGAUACUCAGUCCGUCACCUACUGUUCCAAAUGAUAGUCAAAGUCUUUGGGUUUCAAAGGAAGAGGAUUCAAGUACCUGGCAUGUGCAGGUACUCCGUUCAAUUGAUUCUGGAUCUGUAACGGGAUUUCCUAAAAAUGUUCAAGAAGCUGAGGAGAAGGACCUGGUUUGUGGAAAGAAUAUUGUAAUUGACAAGAGCAUCCACACAGCAUAUGUAAAGGCUAUAAGAUCUGCACAGAACUUCAUAUACAUUGAAAACCAGUAUUUCCUUGGUUCUUCUUUUGCUUGGCCAUCUUACAAAAAUGCAGGUGCUAGUAAUCUUGUUCCAAUCGAACUGGCCCUUAAGAUUGUGAGCAAAAUUAGAGCUAGAGAGCGAUUUGCUGUGUAUAUUGUCAUACCAAUGUGGCCUGAAGGUGUUCCUACCGAUUCUUCUGUGCAAGAAAUUCUUUUCUGGCAGGGUCAAACAAUGCAGAUGAUGUAUGACAUUGUGGGUCAGGAACUUAAAUCUAUGAAUAUCGAAAAUGCUCACCCUGAAGAUUACCUUAACUUUUACUGCCUUGGCAAUCGAGAAGAAUGUCCCAAGGAUAUCAUGGAACCCACUGAUCAAGCUUCAGAGAAAAGUCCAGUGGCCUUGGCUCAAAAGUUUCGGCGAUUCAUGAUUUAUGUUCAUUCAAAGGGAAUGAUAGUUGAUGACGAGUAUGUGCUGUUGGGGUCUGCUAACAUCAAUCAAAGAUCUCUAGAUGGCUCAAGAGAUACUGAAAUAGCUAUGGGUGCUUAUCAACCCCAUCACACAUUGGCUGAGAAAAAAAGGCAUCCACAUGGUCAGGUAUACGGUUACAGGAUGUCGCUGUGGGCAGAGCAUCUUGCUUCACUAGAUCCUUGUUUCAAGGAACCCAACACUUUGGAUUGUGUUCGACAUGUAAAUAGAAUAGCCGAACAAAACCGUGACAAUUUCGCUGCCGAGGAGUACAAACCAUUGCAAGGUCAUCUUCUCAAAUACCCAAUUAAAAUAAACACCGACGGAAAGAUCGAGUCCGUCUGGGAGACCUUUCCUGACGUCGGUGGUAAAGUUCUAGGUUGCCCUACUUCACUUCCUGAUACAUUGACAAUGUAAUCUAUAUAUCCUCAAUUUAAAUAAUCUCUAAUUGCGGGAAUUCGACAUCAAUAAGCUCUGUGCAAGCCUUGCUGUGUAUUUCUUUAGUGUAUAAUUAAUGUAUGAUUAAUUUCAUUCUGUGUAUCAUAGAUGCUAUCUUCUGUGAUUAAAUCUACCUGCAUUAUUUUAUUAAUCCAUAACCUAAUUUGAUGUCUUUA
Molecule: messenger RNA, 2851 nt
Organism: Dioscorea cayenensis subsp. rotundata (Guinea yam)
Lineage: Eukaryota; Viridiplantae; Streptophyta; Magnoliopsida; Dioscoreales; Dioscoreaceae
Product: phospholipase D delta-like
Biological process (GO): phosphatidylcholine metabolic process; phospholipid catabolic process
Cellular component (GO): plasma membrane
Molecular function (GO): D-type glycerophospholipase activity; calcium ion binding
Source: RefSeq, a predicted model, not a curated record